UGAAUAAUGUCACCGAGGAUGUCUGGAAAUGUACAUCAUACACAUCCAAGAAGAGUGCGUUACUAAACUAUAAAAAUGAUUGGUUGUGUCUUAUGAUUCAAAUCUUUAAAAUUCUAUUUUAUUCAGUUUUAUUUUCAGUGUUUGUAUUUAUUAACACUUUUUCCGGUACUGUCGGAUGUUACUUCAAACAAUAUGGCGCCAAUGUUUGGGAAUUUCUGGUGAUUGCUCGUGUUGUGUUAUUCACUGCGUGUUCUGUACGACGUUCGUCAGCAUGGCUGAUGCAGUAGUCAGUAAACCUUUUUCCAAGAUAGAACACCAGUGCUUAGAAAAUCUUCGUCUUUUACUCUGGGGUCCAGAUCUCAAAGAUGAAGUGUUCUCAAGAUGGACGCAAGGGUUUAUUUUCAGCAAAGAUGAAACAACUGCUCUGGUUCAACUGGAAGGAGGCCCAUGUGCAGUAAUUGCUCCUGUGCAAGCAUUUUUGCUAAAAAAUGCUUUAUUCACAUCUAGAACUGACACUGUCAAUGACUUGUCCUUAGUCACAGAGGAUCAAGCAGCAAGGUACCUGCUGGAAUCUUUGGCAGAGCUGCUGGAGUCAAUGGGGACAGAUGUGUACACUCUGGUCAGUCUUGAUGAUGGCGACUUUGGCAACCCUUCUACCUCCAGUGAGAAUGCAGAGUCCUUGGAGUCUGGAGAAAGAAGCCCAAAACGUAGAAAAAUUGACCAGGAAACAUUCCAUAAUAAACUGAGGUGUGUUAAGUGUGAAGGUGCUGAGGAGAUGCGGCAACAACUAGAAAUAUUGUUAGCAGAAUACCAGCAAGAGUUUGGUGUUUUACUCUACCUCUACUCUUUGCUUUUGACUAAGGGAAUAGAACAGGUGAAAAAUGAAGUUGAGGAUCCAACUGAAGCUUUAAUAGAUGGGAUCUAUGGUCAUGGAAGGUAUUUCCUGAUUAACCUGUUUCUCACAUCAAGAGCAGUGACUAAUGUGUGGGAUAAUGAUAAGGAUGUUUCUGGUUUGAAGUUGCGAGGUGUUAAAAAACAAUCCACUAUUGGAUUCCUCACUUUGUUAGAGCAUCUACGAUACUGUGAAGUAGGAUGGUAUCUUAAAAAUCCAGAGUUUCCCAUAUGGCUACUAGGUAGUGAGACACAUUUAACAGUGCUUUUCUCCACAGAAAGGAAUUUAGUGGUAACAGAAACACCAGCUGCAAAUGCAAGGGUGGUAUUUUCACAAUAUGAUCCAGAAGGCAAUGGAUUUGUGUCUGCAAGCCUUUUGGGCGACAUCCUGACAGCCUUAGAUCUAGUUUCUGACCAAGAGUAUGUUGACAUCAUGCGCAACAAGCUAGAUGCAGAAGAACUAGGCAUCAUCACCCGAAGUAGCUUCAUGGAUGAAUUCUACCCAGAAGAUGAGAAUAGUUCCCCACUGCAGUUCACACUUUAUCACUACAAUGGUCUACCCCGAUCCUGUCUUUCUGGCAAGGUGCGAUAUCAGCAGUGUGUGGCACGAAUUGUGGAGGAUGUUGACACUCUCACCAUCACUGACACAUCUCCAGUCAGGUCUUGUCUUCAGACCAAGUGGCCCACGAUUGAGCUUAAGUGGCAGGCAGAGCAUCCCCCUUCACUGAACUAGACUGAUCUCAUUAGUGCUGUCUGUUCUUUCCCAAUGUGCAUGAUCUGUUGUUCAGCUUUAUGGUGAUAGUCACUAGUUCACCUUGACCAGUGUUGCCUCUUGAUAGUCACUAGUUCACCUUGUCCAGCAUUGCAUCUUGCCAGAGAACACUUUUGUCCAUUUUCGUUUUGAGAUCAUUGUAGUGGAGUCAUUUUCUUUAUGUUUUGUUUCCCUAUGUAACAUUGAGAUUUUAUUUUUAAAGUUCAGCAGUGAAAAUGAUUUAAAUGGAAAUAUUUUUUAUUGAUGCAGCAAAUAGCAAUCACUUAUUUUCAGCAGAACUUGAGGCAUAGAUUUGUCUCAGUAUAACUUGUAUAUGACAUUUUUUAACCUUCAGAGUGUUCACUUCUAACUAGAAUUUAACACUCCGAUGUUUCCUAACCACAAAAGACAAAACUUUGAGGUCUGGAAGAGUGUUAGUCUUAAAGGGCUGAUACUAAAUCCAUACACAAUAUAGAUCAAAGUAGAUCACAUCAUAAUAUGCAAACUUUUUGUACCAAAACUGCUAGUGAAAUAUUGAAGUAAUAUUUGGCACACCAUCACUUUGAAGCUUGCAGGUUCAUCUUGAGUUUUUGGGUAAUUCAUUACAAUAACAGAACAUCUAGCCUUCCCUUUCAUUCUAAAUUUUAUUCUUACAUGUGCAUGUCUUUUCCCUUAUUCAUUUUCAUGUACACACAUAUGCACAUUCAUUCCUUCUGGAACUCUAGAAAAUCUGUGCCUUGGCUGACCUUGAGCACUUUCUCUUCCAGAAUUCCAAAAGUGGUGCUGAAAUCAUUGUACUGUAAAUAGCAGUGUCAAUAUUGACAGCAUUGUCAGGCUUCUGUUGUGAUCUCUGGUGCUUCCUCUUUUUUCUUCCAAUUUAAAACUUUUUCUUAUUUUUGUUUUCGUUGUUUUCCGUAUAUUUCGUUCUUUUUUCUUUUUUGAUGUCUCUUAAGUGGUCUAGAUGGAUGACAUUGGAAGGGCAGUUAUCAGAAAUUAAGGGUGUUCAAUGGUAAAUAAGAGUGUUAAAACACUGGGCACUUUUUUCUGUUUGUUUCUAAAUAUCUCAAAAACUAUUUAAGACAAUCUCAUUGAGUGUCACGCUGCUUUUCCUUCUUAGUCUUUGCUUCAGCUUUGUCUCCAUAAUUUUAUCUGUGUAGAGUGCCAGACAUGCCCUUUUGUUCUUUGCAUUAUCUAUAUCUUGCUACUUCAGUUAAAGUAUGAUCAGAUAGCUGAAGUGUAGUCCAUAAAGUUCUGCUGACAUUGUUGCAAAACUAGGUAUGGCAACAUUUCAGCAGUCUCACUAUUUUGUAUGAUAUUCAUCAAAAGUUUGAGUAAUUAGCAGUUUGAACUAACUGCACAAGAUGUUCCUUUCCCAUGGUUUGCUAUGUUUUUGUUGAUUUUAGUUGUCCUGCUGUCUUCUUCCAUACCUCAUUCCCUUUAUCUGAGCUCAAAGACAAUAUUAUAGUGUUUAUCUGUUUAGAGUUUUCCAUUGUUUUACUUGCAGUAUUUAUUUGUGUGUGUAUGUGUGAGAGAGAGAGAGAAAAGUAGAAAUGUGCUACACAGUAAGAAUGAGGAGUUAAAGGUGUGCUUAUAAUUAAAUGUGUCUGUUAAUGAUUAAGCGAAUGCUUUGAGGACCAGUUCCAUAGUUCAAAGCACUGUGAAAACAAGACAGGACUCACAUUUUUCACAUAUCUUUGAACAAGAAUAGUCCAUUCUGCAUCUCUAAGGGCCAAUCUGACCACAGAUAUAUUGUACACUUAUUUUGCGUUGAAUCAUUUCUCUUUUGUAAAAUUUAUUUCUUUUGAUGGAAUUUUUGAUAAUUUUGUUCCAGUAGUUAUCCAUAAGGUUCAGUGAAUUUUAUAUUGCUGAAUGCUUCAGAUGUAGGAGUAAUAAUGUAUGUGUGAGUCGUAUGUAUGAAUAACAUUUCGCUCAGAUUUUUGUUUUUGUUUGCUGACAUCAUCACGUAGCAACGUGUUUUAGUUAAAUGGAGGUGCGUCUAAUGAAAAGUAUUUCCUUGAAAUUGAAAUUAAUCUUUUGAUGGUGGUGCAUAAUCCAUUAUCAUUUGCCUGUACAGCAAAGCUGGCAUCACACUUUUGUGACUUUUUACUGAUGCCCUUUGAAUGCUACAGAACACCUAUUCUUCUUUUAAUUAACAGCAUCCCCUCUCCAUCCCACUCCCAUUAUUUUUUUUCAAAGGAAUGAUGCAUCGGGUGCUAAAGAGGUUGUUAAACUACAAAACAUUUUGAGAUGUUUUAUUGGGAAGAAUGAGAGAAAAACUUUUGAUUGAUGCAUGCAGUUUAACAAAAAUGUUUAAGCACUCACUAAAUUCUAUCCUUAUGCUUCAGUUAUAAUUAAACUAGAACUCUUCUUUUAGCUCCAGCGGCCUUAUAGUUACUGUUCAUCAUUGUGUAAAGGUCCUGGAGGAAAUAAAUGCAUGCUGUGGCUUUUAAUGUUCUGAAGCAGACAGUUGCUUAGUUCUCCAGUUUUGCAAAAGUUACUUUCACCCCAGCAUACUCUCUGGCAUUUCUUAAGUCUGGCCUGUUGGUAUCUCUAAAAUGUUGCAGGAUUGUAAUAAAAUGGAUGUUAAUAACUAG
This is a messenger RNA of Pomacea canaliculata, 4236 nucleotides long. Its product is annotated as ubiquitin carboxyl-terminal hydrolase MINDY-3-like. Gene Ontology annotation, molecular function: cysteine-type deubiquitinase activity; K48-linked deubiquitinase activity. The transcript has 12 exons. The record is from RefSeq and is a predicted model, not a curated record. Bases 176 to 1624 code for a protein of 482 amino acids. Lineage: Eukaryota; Metazoa; Mollusca; Gastropoda; Architaenioglossa; Ampullariidae. Gene Ontology annotation, biological process: protein K48-linked deubiquitination.